AGUUCUGUCUGUGGUCAAUACAGACGUUUCGUGAAUGAGAGAGAUGAAGAUUUUCUCAGCUAAUCUUGUAAUUUUGCUCAUUCCUUACUGUUUAUCUAUAGAAAACAGGAGCAGCAGUACUAUAUCAGACUUGGAUUUGUUGGAUAAAGUGUUAAAAGGUUACGACAGAAGAGCAUUACCAACCAGUCAUUCAGGAAAUGCAACGAUUGUAUCGUGUGAAAUGUAUAUUCGCAGCUUUGGAUCGAUUAAUCCUGCAACAAUGGAUUAUGAAGUUGAUUUGUAUCUAAGACAAAGAUGGUUCGAUGAAAGGUUACAAAAACCGAAAUUUUCGAAAGCUUUAGACUUGAAUGAUCCAAAUUUAGUUCAAAAAAUUUGGAAGCCUGAAGUGUUUUUUGCGAAUGCAAAAUAUGCAGACUUUCAAUACGUCACUGUGCCUAAUGUAUUAGUGCGUAUCACUCCCGGAGGAGAAUUAUUAUAUAUGUUAAGAUUAAAACUACUGUUUUCUUGUAUGAUGGAUCUUUAUCCAUAUCCAAUGGAUUCUCAAGUUUGUAAUAUUGAAUUAGCAUCUUUUUCCAAAACUACAGAAGAAUUACAAUUGGAAUGGUUUAAACCAGUACCAAUUAUAUUGUAUGAAAAUUUAAAGUUGCCGCAAUUUGAAAUCGAACACAUUAACACUUCCUUAUGCAAAGAAAAGUUUCAUAUAGGUUAG
Centruroides sculpturatus (bark scorpion) is the source of this 709-nucleotide messenger RNA. RefSeq names its product glycine receptor subunit alpha-2-like. Gene Ontology annotation, biological process: nervous system process; regulation of membrane potential; chloride transmembrane transport. Lineage: Eukaryota; Metazoa; Arthropoda; Arachnida; Scorpiones; Buthidae. Gene Ontology annotation, molecular function: neurotransmitter receptor activity; transmembrane signaling receptor activity; extracellular ligand-gated monoatomic ion channel activity. The record is from RefSeq and is a predicted model, not a curated record. The coding region runs from base 35 to 709 and encodes 224 amino acids. Gene Ontology annotation, cellular component: synapse; membrane; neuron projection. The transcript has 6 exons.